AUUAUUUUCGAAUUUAUUCUGCAAAGUGUUUUAACAAAAAAAACUAUAAUUUAUCUAAUCUUUUAAAGGCAUAUACUUUUUUGUUAUAUUAAUAUAGCGGAAUUCCGAGAAAAACUACAUUUUUUAAUCGGCGGUUGCAGUCCCUAGCGGUCUUCGGUAUUCUCAGCUUAGAAACGUGAAAAUAAUUUCCAGGAUUUUCUCUUAGCCACUUUAGUCAUUAAAUUUUUUACCGCAAGUCUCUACAAUUAGUAGUUUCCGAGAUACAGUACUUUGUACGGUUAUUUGUCCAUCCUGUACAAUAGCGAAUGUAUCAAUUAUUUAAAGAUGUCAUACUCUUAGAAUUAGGAUACAAAGGCUAAAGUGGGCCGGAAAUGGGGUGAAAAUGUACAACUACAGAGAAGGAGACCAUGGAUCUUGUCAGUGACUCACGGAAUCUUCUGGGCCUUGGGGGUUGCAGGAGAGCAUCACCGGACAGGGGGGGUUACAGGUUAGGAGAGGAUCCAUUUUGGGCUGUAGAGCCAUAGAAGAAGAUUUUUCGAUAUUGUUAUUCUCAUAACAGUGAUUAAUACACGAUUGUUUUUGGUGCUAAUAUGACAACGACAUGUACACAUAUAUCUUUCAGAAUUAAUUAACCUUCAAUUCAAUUAACAAUGGUUGUUUAUUUUGUGUAUCAAUCGACUGGAAUUAAUUUUAUUUAUGCGGUAAUAAAUAUAUGUGUUUACAUUGCGACGUAAUAUAUAUUGUGUCCACGUUAUGCAUGUUGUUGGUGUUGUAUGCAAAUGUACAAAUUAGAUGUACCUAUUUAGAAUGCAAAAAUUCUCCGCUAUUUUAUACCACUCCUCUCAAAAUUUUCAAAUAAAUGUGUUGAAUUAAAAUAGAGACAUGUUACUACCGUGUUUGAACUGUUACAAUCUUUCUUUAAGUGCAGAGCUAAACAAAGAAGGUGACUUCUCAUGUUAAUUAACAACCUCAUAUUUAUUGAUGAGAAGAUAAAUAAUUUACUCAUAAAUCCCACCAUCUAUUUUCACGAUUCCAUAAAACACAUCUAUAUAAGCACGAGACAUUGAUGUUAGUUUUGCAAAAUGUUUUUUACUAGUCUAAUUGUUGUAACAAUCGUUGCGUUCCUUUCGCUAACAGUGUGGUGGUAUUUCAUAUUCUUUAAAUACAAAAGAUACUUGAAGCAUUUUUGUGUUAUACCGACUCAAUUCCCGCCGUUGGGAAUGACUUCUGCCGUACGAAAUACUGUUGAUCUUUAUAAUAAAAUGGAGUCAUAUGGAAAAGCAGGGGCUAAGAACGUUUUUGUCAUGAUAGGGCCAAUUCCAAGCCUUUGUACAUCAGAUCCUAAACUAAUCUCAAUUAUAUUGAAAUCUGCAAAGCAUAUCGACAAGCCAUAUUUGUUUCAAUUCGCGCUAAAAAGAUUUUUGGAAAAUUCACUACUCAUUGUAAACGGCGACGAAUGGCGUCAACAAAGAAAACUUCUAAACCCAGCUUUGGACUAUGCGAACGUAAUAGGGAACAUUACCAUUAUUAAUGAGUCAUCGGACGAUCUGGUUAAAGAGUUAAAGGAAGAAACAAAUAAUGAAUCAACCGAUGUUUCACACAUUAUGGACGAUUGGAUGUUGAAACUAACUUUCGAAUCAUUGUUGGGUGAUAGCGGAACUGAGUAUAUUAAAAAAGAAACGCAAGAAACGAUCAAGUUAUUAAUGAAGUUUACAAUCCAAAAAAUUAUUUCACCUUUAACCUAUUUUACUGCAACGUAUAUAUUCACAAGAAUGUAUUGGCAAGAAAGAAAAGCGCUAAAAACUCUUAAAUGUCGCUUGCGUGAAAUUAUUAAAAGAAAGAAAGAUGAAUUUCACAGUGGUUUAGCUAGUAAUAGAAAGCCGAUAUUUAUUGAUAUUUUGAUGAAAUUGAUGGUAACCAACAAUAUCACUGAAGAAUUUAUCGCAAACCAAAUAAAUCUGAUGAUUAGUGCUGCCUUUGAUACGACCGCAACAACUUUAGCGUUUCUGCUCUACAAUUUAUCUAGAUUCCCGGAAGUUCAACAAAAGGCAUUUGAGGAAGUUUACUCAAUUCUAGGCGAAGAUAUCGAUCAAUCAAUAACAAAUCAACAAGUUAAUGAGAUGAAAUACUUAGAUUUAGUAAUUCAAGAAUCAAUGAGAUUAACUACAACUGUCCCUGUAUUUGGACGAACACUUAAUGAAGAUGUCGAUUACGAAGGAAAUAUUCUCCCUAAAGGCUUAACGGUUUUCAUGGUUCCUUUUGUGAUGCAUAACCAUCCAGAUUUAUAUCCAGAACCUGAAAAUUUUAUUCCCGAAAGGUUCUUACCCGAAAACUUAAACCCCAACAGAUACAGUUACACUCCUUUUAAUGCCGGCAUUCGAAAUUGCAUUGGAAAGAAGUUUGCAAUACUCUCGCUUAAAAUUGCUCUCUCAAAAUUGUUGUUGAAUUAUGAGUUUGUUAAUGUUCACCAUAAGCUGUGCUUCAGUAUCGAGAUGAUGUUGCGAUCAAAAACUGGAAUCCGAGUAGGAAUACGAAAAAGGAAUUAUUGAAAAUGACGUAAAAUAAAAUAUUGUAUAAAGUUGAAUUUAUUUAUGCGAGUCACUUGUGUUUAAUUAUGGGGAUGCUCUUUACCACUCUUGCAUCGAUGCCGCGAAUAGAUCUCGUAUUGAGCGGGUGCAGAAUUCUUGUCUUCGCUUUAUCUUUGGUGUCAGAGGACAUGAGAGAAUUUCUCAUACACUCAGAUAGGUCAAUAAAUGUUAGGCACCUUUACACGUUAACAAUAUUGAAGCACCGGCUUGAACUAUUUAAGCCAGCCUUUUCCUAGUGUGUGCCUAACAUUUAUAACAAUAUCCCAUUUUCUAUAAAGCUGGAGAAUGUGCGUGGGGCUUCAGUAACAAAUUAAAGAUUGAACAGCGAA
Molecule: messenger RNA, 2917 nt
Organism: Onthophagus taurus
Lineage: Eukaryota; Metazoa; Arthropoda; Insecta; Coleoptera; Scarabaeidae
Product: cytochrome P450 4V2-like
Molecular function (GO): heme binding; monooxygenase activity; oxidoreductase activity, acting on paired donors, with incorporation or reduction of molecular oxygen
Source: RefSeq, a predicted model, not a curated record